GAUUAGCAUCCACAGCGAGUCCACAAGUAGGUCGUUCACUUGCGCGAUCGAGGCUCCGCUGCAGGUUGGCUAGUCAUUAUGAUCCGUGCUUUGAUAUUGAGGACUCUUCCGCGGCUGAACGCUGUGUCGGCAUGCCGCUACUCGGUCGCCGCCAUACCCGCACCGAACGCCCAGCCGGAGGUCCACUUUAACAAGCUGUUCAUCAACAACCAAUGGCAGGAUGCAGCGAGUGGAAAAACCUUCCCCACUGUCAACCCCGCGACUGGGGAGGUCAUCUGCCACGUGGCUGAGGCCAGCGAGGUUGACGUUGACAAGGCAGUGAAAGCAGCACAGGAUGCUUUCCGGUUGGGGUCGCCAUGGAGACGGAUGGAUGCCUCUCAUCGCGGCCUUCUUCUCAGCCGCUUGGCUGAUGCGAUUGAGAGGGACGCUGCCUACCUUGCGGAACUGGAGACUCUUGACAAUGGGAAGCCAUAUGCUGUUGCUUACACCGUGGAUGUGCCCAAUGUGGUGAAAUGUUACAGGUACUACGCAGGAUGGGCUGACAAAUGGGAAGGAAAGACCAUCCCCAUUGAUGGAGAUUAUUUCUGCUACACCAGACAUGAACCCAUUGGAGUCUGUGGACAGAUCAUACCGUGGAACUUCCCUCUCUUGAUGCAGGCGUGGAAACUUGGCCCUGCUCUUGCAACGGGUAACACGGUGGUGAUGAAAGUUGCUGAGCAGACGCCGCUCACUGCACUCUACGUCGCCAACCUGAUAAAAGAGGUGGGCUUCCCUGAAGGUGUGGUGAAUAUUUUGCCUGGCAUGGGGCCGUCAGCCGGAGCUGCCAUUGCAAGACACAUGGACGUUGACAAAGUGGCCUUCACAGGAUCCACAGAGGUGGGUCAUCUCAUCCAGCAGGCGUCAGGCAACAGUAACUUAAAAAAGGUCACUCUGGAGCUUGGAGGAAAGAGUCCCAACAUCAUCCUGUCCGAUGCAAACAUGGAGGAUGCGGUGGAGCAGGCCCACUUUGCUCUGUUUUUCAACCAAGGCCAGUGUUGCUGCGCUGGCUCUCGCACGUACGUCCAGGCCGACAUCUACGAGGAGUUUGUGGAGCGCAGCGCCGAGAGAGCAAAGAGACGAAUCGUGGGGAACCCCUUUGACUUAAACACAGAGCAGGGACCCCAGGUGGAUGAGGAGCAGUUCAACAAGAUCUUAGGUUACAUCAGCAGCGGGAAAAGAGAAGGUGCCAAACUGAUGUGUGGGGGCGGCGCAGCUGCUGACAGAGGAUACUUCGUCCAACCUACCGUAUUUGGAGAUGUCCAGGACAACAUGACCAUCGCCAGGGAGGAGAUCUUCGGUCCGGUCAUGCAGAUCCUGAAGUUCAAGACGCUGGAGGAGGUGGUGGAGAGAGCCAACGACUCUAAAUACGGCCUGGCAGCUGCUGUGUUUACUAACGACAUCAAUAAGGCCAGCUACAUUUCCAACGCACUCCGUGCUGGCACAGUCUGGAUCAACUGCUACGACGUGUUUGGGGUCCAGGCACCGUUUGGAGGUUACAAGGCUUCGGGGAACGGCAGAGAGCUGGGAGAGUACGGCCUGGACAACUACACCGAAGUCAAAACGGUGACCAUGAGAGUACCCCAGAAGAAUUCUUAAACGUGAAGCAGCAGCAGCAGAGUUUGAUUCGUGGACACGCUUUACCGUUGAUCAACUUCAAUUAGCAGACAUCCAUACAUUCAGUUUUUGCUUUUUUUUGGAUGUGAAUACAUUUUUUUUCCCACACAGUUUGUACACAUUAUUAGUGUGUGUGUGUGUGUGUGUGUGUUAAAAUGCUUGCA
Molecule: messenger RNA, 1817 nt
Organism: Dunckerocampus dactyliophorus (ringed pipefish)
Lineage: Eukaryota; Metazoa; Chordata; Actinopteri; Syngnathiformes; Syngnathidae
Product: aldehyde dehydrogenase, mitochondrial-like
Exons: 13
Coding region: 79-1635 (518 amino acids)
Molecular function (GO): aldehyde dehydrogenase (NAD+) activity
Source: RefSeq, a predicted model, not a curated record